Messenger RNA from Girardinichthys multiradiatus, 6753 nucleotides. It is a transcript of the gene adgrd2, whose product is annotated as adhesion G protein-coupled receptor D2. The transcript is spliced from 26 exons. NCBI's taxonomy places the organism in Eukaryota, Metazoa, Chordata, Actinopteri, Cyprinodontiformes, Goodeidae. The coding region runs from base 170 to 3370 and encodes 1066 amino acids. Gene Ontology annotation, cellular component: membrane. Gene Ontology annotation, molecular function: G protein-coupled receptor activity. Gene Ontology annotation, biological process: adenylate cyclase-activating G protein-coupled receptor signaling pathway; cell surface receptor signaling pathway. The record is from RefSeq and is a predicted model, not a curated record.
AAGAAAGCAUGAAGGAGGGUUGAAGCUGGAAGGGGAAGGGGAAGGCAGAUGGGGACUUGGGCAGAUGCACAGGGAGCACUGUUUUUUUCCCUGAGAGAAGAUUGUAGACACUGCAGGACAUGGUUGACAUUGACACCGAGGUGAACUGAUUCAUUUCUUCUGCCUAGAAAUGACUGGAACCUUGCUUAGAGUACUCAUACUCUUCUUGCUGGAGGUGAUAUGUGAGGGUGAGCCAACGCGUGUUGGGCCAGAAACAAUGCUGCACCCCCAUGAGCAAGACAAGCUGGUCCAUCAAACAUCAAGAUGGGUGCUGAAGCUGUUUAAUGACUCGCUUCCCUUUUCCAGAGCUGAGAGUUUCUGCAGAGGUCAGUUCAGUUCUCUCAUCACCCUGGAACAGUCAGAGGACAAGGAAGAAACUGUUGAGCUCCUUCGGCAGAUUGGAUUUCGCUCUCCAGUCUGGGUCAGAGAUCACAACAGAUCAGCCUCCAAGAUGGUAGCUCUCUCCAGGCAAUAUUUAGAGUUCUCAGCUCUAAAAUUCCCAAAGGAAUCCCAUGAAGGCUUUGCUCGUGUGACAGUGUCCUUUCCUGUCCUGUCAUCUAUCAGCGUGUGUGUUCGAGUUCAGUGGAACACAGACUGGAAUGAUGUAUCCACAGUCUUCUCCUAUGCUGCACCUGUUCUGACCAAUGAGUUUCAGCUACGAGGCAGAGUUGACAUGCAAGGUCAUAUCCACCUGGCACUUAUAAUCCAUGGAAAGCACUUUCCAUAUAAGGCGUCUUUUGCAAAUGAUGGUGCAUGGCAUCACAUCUGUGUCACAUGGAGCCGGAUCAGCAAUCACUGGGCUAUUUAUGUGGAUGGGGACAGGAAAGACAUGGGCUCUGGAACAGACAUGGACCGGGAUAUACAUGGUGAUGGUAUUCUUAUCCUUGGCCAAGACCAAGAUUCGUUUGGGGGCAAUUUCACAGAACCCUUUUUUGGAAACAUCACUGACCUGAAUAUUUGGAACGUUGCUUUGGAAACCAUACAUGUCCGUGCCUUAAAUUUAUGUUUGGCCACGAUACAGGAAAAGUUUUUUAGUUGGAACCUCAGCCUCAUAAACAGCCAUCAUGUGGUCAAAGAGGUGCAGGCCUCUUUAUUCUGUCCAGCUGUACACCAGCAGAUGGAGCUACAGGGCUGCAGGACAUUGCAGGGCUGGUCAGAUCAGCUGCCUCCCUUGGGCUGGACAGACUGCUCCGAUUUUCUGCCUUUCAUCUGCAGGAGCAGCCCAGAGCGGCACCACAGGAUGGAGCAGAUCAGUAAGUCUCAGAGCAGCCAGCCUUCUGCCUUCAUGAAUCAACUGAUGAAGCUUUCCAACAAAAGCCAGCCGGUGCUUGUACAGCAGCCAUCGGGGCUGGACAGCUUGGCCCAGGCUUCGGCCCUGCUCAACAUCUCUGUCCAGGCACUGGAAGACACGCAGCAGGAGGGACUGCAGCCAGCGGACAUGGUGACGCUCAUUCAGCUGCUGAUGCUGACUGCUGACAUUUCCUCUGAACCGUCAAUUUGUGCUGGAAACAGCAGCCAUGGCAACAUCCAGGAGCUCAGUCAGCACUUCAUCAGUGUGGCUGACAGCAUCAUCAGAGAAGACAAUGCAGACAAGUGGCAGGCCAUCAAAGAGGUAGUGAACGGUCCCAUGGACGUUGUGAAGAGUAUCGACCGGAUGGUGACCCGAUUGAGCCCGAGCUUGACAGCAGACACUGACCAUGUGACCAUUCACAGCCCAAAUAUCAAACUGGAGUUGCAGCAACAACAACUGAAGGAAGGAUCUAAAGUACUGAGUUUCUGUGGGCCUGGGUCAGAGGCAAAGAGCAUUCUAGACUGCAUUUCUGUUCCGCAUCAGAAGAUACAGGAUCUUCAGAACAAUGGCUUCUAUAAGAUCACCUUGAUAAGCAUGUGGUAUGGCUCUCUGCGACCACAUUUUAAUCCAGAAGAGAACAUCACUAUGGAGCCUACUGUCAAUGAUGGCAGCCAGAGGUAUCUGGGCACAGUCCUCGGCUCAUCUGUUAUAUCCACCACUGUGCUGGGAGAUGACCACCCAGUGAGCAUGGCAGUUCACUUCCAGCUCCAGCACAAAGUACAGAAUUCCAUUGAUGCUGUAUAUGAUCCAGUGUGUGCAUUCUGGGAUUUUGAUCUCACUCCGGAGGCUGGUGGGUGGUGGAAUACCAAAGGCUGCGAGGUUGUGUCUAAACAUUAUGGAUACACUGUUUGCUACUGCAACCACACCACCAAUUUUGCUUUGCUGCUGCAGGUUUAUGAAACUCAGAGGACCCCAGAGAACGAAAAAGCUCUGCAGGUCCUCACGUUCAUUGGCUGUGGAGUGUCUCUGUGUGGCCUCCUCUUCACCUUCAUCCUCUUCAUUGCUGUAGGAGUCCCGAAGUCAGACCGAACCACUGUUCAUAAAAACCUGAUAGUUGCCCUGGGCUUUGCAAAGCUCCUGCUGAUGUGUAGUGACUGGGCAGCAGAGAACCAGGCAGCAUGUUUCAUGGUGACCACUCUACUUCACCUCUUCUUCAUGGCAUCCUUCUGCUGGAUGCUGGUUGAGGGUCUUCUUCUCUGGAGCAAAGUGGUUUCUGUCAACAUCAGCGAGGACCGCAGGAUGAAACUCUACUACGUCAUAGGCUGGGGACUACCUGUUCUGAUAGUUGGACUAACAUUGGUGAUAUCAAGGGGCGAAUACAAGGCUCAAGAUCACUGCUGGCUCAGUGUAAAAACUGAUACUAUUUGGGCCUUUGUGGGACCAGUUAUAUUUGUCUUGAUGGUCAAUGCAGUUGUGCUGUGCCGUGUUGUCAUAGUGACCGUUUCCAGUGCUCAUCGCCGUGCUAAGAUGCUCAGUCCAAGCUUUGCAUCAAAAAUGCAGACCUUCGACCUCACCUGGGCUGUGACUCGCCCAGUUCUUAUCCUGCUCCCUGUCCUGGGUUUGACAUGGAUAUGUGGAGUGCUGGUCCAUCUGUCUGUGGUAGUCAGCUAUAUGUUCAUUGUCCUCAAUUCCUUCCAAGGCCUGUAUAUCUUCUUAGUGUAUGCUGUUUACAACAGUGAGGUGAGGAAUGCCAUAAAGAGGAUCAAGGAAAAGAGAAAGGCCCUAUCUUUCACGAACUGCUCCCAGCCUACCAGCUUCUUACCCUCCCAGAGGGCUCCAAUAACCCCCUGGAGCCGGAGUCCCCCAACCUCCUCCAGCCCAGAAACAAGUGAGACCUCUGGACCCUUCAGUUCCACUUCCACAUCGCUAGUCAUCAAGAACGAGAGUUUCAAAAAGGAAAGCUUUGUCAGUUUCUCUUUGAGACAGGCAUCAGGAAACCAAGUGGUGCAGCUGACUGGGUUUAAGUCAUCAGGUUCUUGAGCUGCAGAUGGGGAGGAUCGCCUCUGUAUGCCACACACAUACACACACCCACACAAACACACACACAAACACACGCACAAUGGAUGAAGACCAAGAAGACAAGAAUAAAAAGAGGAAACUCCACCUCCAUCCACUGUCAUCUAUCCAAUUGAUCUUAUCAGCUCAUUCCUUAUCUAAUAACUCACUUGUGCAAUAUUUCUCAUUUCUUGUGUAUAGCUGAAGUAGUGAAGAAGCUUAAAUUCUCAGUGAGGAGUUCUGUUAAUCUUUCAAACCUGCAGAAAUAUUAUCUUUUUUUCACAUUCUUCAGUUAAAAACAGGAACCUUUCACUAUUCUAAGCUGGGCCCAGAUUUGGAUUAUCCCAUCCCAGUAACCCUGCAGUGGAUGUGAGCACCAUUAGCCUGGCAAUGAACCUGGACUGAUGUACAACUAACUGAUUUUAAACUGUUUUAUCGUUUAAUGUCUUUGUUUCUACAUAUUUCUGAGGUCUUUUUAAAGAGAGAGGGUUUUCAAGGUUUAGCGAGGUGAAUAAUCCUUUUUUACCAGCAGUCAUUGGCAUCUUUGCUACCCUUCCAUUCAGUUUUUAACAUAUUAAUUAUCAGCAUCAAUGUCAUAUGUAUUUUGGAGCUUUAUGAUGCAAUGCUUUGCCAGGGUGGAAUGAUUCUGCAGCAAACAACUUACAACAAUACAUGUUAAAAGCAGGAAUUGGGUGCACAAGUUUGAUUUUAAUUUUGGUUUUUUUCAUUAUCAAAGGAUCAAAAUUAAGUAACAGGCUUAACUUCCACCACUAUUUGAAAUGUCUUAUUGGCAAGUUACAAUUCAAUCACACACUUCAUGGAGCUUUAUCCACUCAAAAACCAGUUUUCAUUUCUGUUUGGGAUCAUUGUCCUGUCAGAACCUUCAAUGUGUGCUCUUGUCUCAGCCAAUUCCAGGCACUUAGUGUGAUGUCACCAGCACCAUCCUCAAAAGUUUACAUAAUGUUCUUAGGUUUGAAAGCCCCAUGUUGACUCAUCCAAACAUAUUUCUUAUGGGUAAGAAGAGGCACACCUGUGGAUGUAUUUUAAGCCAUUAUCACCUAAAACACAUUGCUUCCCUGUGUGACAUCAUGUGAAAUCAAAAUAUAUCAAGCAAGAUUUCAGAUACACAAUUGUGGACAUGUUCAUCUAUUCAGACAAUUACUAUAUACACAACUAAACAGUACUGAAUUUUCCAGCCAUCAGCGUGUUCAAGAAGUUGGGCUCUGUGUCAUACAGAUGAAUCUAUGUGAUGGGGGAUGUGCAACUCAACCUCCGAACAAGGAAAAAAUACUUUAUGAAGAUACUGCUGAAGCUAGGAAGUGUGUCAUCUACAGUCAAACGAGUCAUGUACCAACAUGAGCUGAAAGGUUACUCAGAGAGGAAUAAACCAUUACUGUCAAAGCAACAUUUAAAGCCAAAUUACAGUUUGAAAAUGCACUCAGAGACAGAGACCUUAAUAUUUGGUGUAACAAAAAAAAUUUAAGAGUUUGACCAUAAUGAUCAAUGUUACAUUAUUACAGGAAAAAGUGGAAGCUUACAAGCCUUAGAACUCCUUCCCAACUUUGGAAUAUGGAGGUGGCAGCAUCAUCUUGUGGAUGUUUUGCAGCAGGAGGAACGGGUGUAUUUCACAAAAUAGAUGGAAUCAUGAAAAUUAACACAAUGUGGUAGUAUUAAACCAAAAUCAAAAGACAUCAGCCAGGAAAUUAAAGUUUGAUCACCAAAAGGACUUCCAAAUGGACAAUGACCCAAAGCAUAUCACCAAAUGAUCUACAAGUGGCUUAAGGACAAAAAAGUCAAUGUCUGGAUGUGGCCAUCAUAAAGCUGUGAUCUGAGUCCCAUUUCUGGGCAGAGCUGAAAAGGUGUGAGGAAGGCAGCCUACGAACCUGACACAGUUAUUCCAGUUCUGUCAGAAGAAAUGGGCCAGAAUUCAAGCAAAGUAUUGGGAGAAGUCUGUGGAGGAAAUCCAAAAUGUUUGACAUAAGUCAUUCAAUUUAAAAGGCGAAUAAUAAGGAAAUGAACUUCUGACUUUGAAGAACAUAAAUCAAAAUUCUCUCUUUCUCUCAACAUUCUGGCAUUUAUCAAACAGAAAUAAUUUCUGCAAUCAUAACUAAUCUAAAAUAAGAAAAGCGAGGAAAGGAAGGUUAUGUGUCUCCUCAUGCCGUGUAUGCACAUAUCUGGCUUCAUCAAUACAGUCCAAAUUCAUUUCAGAUCACUCCAGCUCAUUGCAGUCUAAUGUAAUCAUAGACAUAAAUCCAAUAAGUCCAGUUCAAUUCUAAUUAUAAUACAAAAAUAUAAAACAAUUUGACCUUCCUUCUAAGUCUAUUUACUCCUUGUUGUGUUUCAAUCUUGACAAAAUUGUUUUUCAAAGCAAAAAUAUAGGUUAUUCUGUAGAAUCAGCAAUUAGUUUAUAGAUGUAUGUACAUCUCUGAAUUCAAAUGUUAGCAGUAUUCUCCACUCAAGAUGUUACAGAGGAAGAUAGCACAGUUGGAUUCUCAUGGGUUUUGGAUGAACUCUGCUUUAAUUAUUUUCUCAGUGUCUGAGCCUGAAGUCACCAGUGAAUUUUGACAUUAGACUUGUAUCUUCAUACUUUAAACACAUCAUAAAAAUGUCAUGUUAAAUAUCCUGUAUGCAACAAGACCUAUGUUUUUAAUGAUUAGGUUAGAUCUGAGGCAGAAAGGAAAUAACCUGUAAAUAACCAUUAAAAUGUCAUGUAAAAUCUUCCCUGCCAAUAUAUUUAUAAUACUUUUAUUCACACCAGAUAUCUGUAAAAAAAAUAAUAAGUUAGUUCACAAAUUGAGUAAUAUGUAAAACACUGAUAUGACAAAUUAAAUAAGUAUUAAACAUUUAAGAAAAGGAUGUGCAAAAAAGCAUCAAGAGCUAAGAAACAUCCUGAAAUCUGUCUUCAUUUAGAAAGCAUGGCUGCUGCUAAAUCAAUAUCAGCUGGUUUAAUAAAGCUCUGCACAUAGAGUAUUAUGAUUGUUAAAAGAAACAGGCUGUCAUAGAAAAGACCUACUGUUGUAAAACUUACUAUUGGCAAUGGUUAUGCAUUUCUAAAUGUCUGAAAGUUCAAAUGAGCACCAUUGGAUUUAUAUUCUGGGAGUGAAAAUUAAUCUCACCACAAACCAGCCCAGUCUGGUGCUCCUCACAAAAUUUCUGACAGAUGAGUCAAAGCAACAGAAUAGCAAUAUAAAUAGAAAUAUCCUUUAUUGUCCCACUGAGGGGACAUUCAGGUAUAUCAGCAGCAAAGUAAAAGUACACACCAAGGUCAAAUUUAUUACAAAAGAAUUCUGUAUGGUACAGGAAAACAAGAAAAAAGGUUUACAGUUAUUAAAAAUGGCAUACUCUGAUUAAAUGAGAUGUGCAACUGA